CAGAUCGUAAGGUGCGGAGAAUGAGAUUCCUGAAAUAGUAUCUCUUACCCUUCUCUCUUCUCUAUAGCAAGGGGUAUUAGCUCAGAAAUGUCUGGGCAGCUUAGUCUAUAUCAUUAAUCAGCUACGAAGUGAGAAUACACUACUAUAGCGAGGUAGUAUCGCAACCUAAGAGAGAAGCUAGACAGGCCUUGUAAGGCUUGAAUGAUCUAGCUAGCAUUUUAGUGCUGACGGACUGCCUCAUGCCUGCAAGACCUGCAACGAAGCGAUCAGCCGCACUCGAAAUGAAAUCCGCUCGCGUCAUCCAAUUCGUUCUUCAUGGACUUUUUUAACCUACCUAGUCUGGACGGGUCUAAGCGUUGGGGGCCGUUCCGUUACUUAGGCAGCUUUGGGACGAUAUUGGGAUCAUCCUUCACAAUGUAAUAUAAUCUAGGCUGCCCCAUCGCGGGGCGGCUCUGACUUGAGCUUCGUUGAAGCGUCUCUGGUCAAACAGUUGCGCCAAAAUGUCUCUACAGCGCACUGCGACGACGCGGAAGCCUGGUCAAGGGCCCGCGAAACGGAGGAAAGACUACGAUGUUGUUCAGCAAGGAGUCAAGGAGCUUUAUCCGCUCGACAAGGCGAAUUUCGAGCCGGAAAUUGACAUUGUCUUUGUGCCAGGUUUGGGCGCGAACCCGGAGGAAAGUUGGAAAUCCGAGAGCACCGGCUUCAACUGGACUACAGAUGGAUUAGUGAGAGAUUUCCCGCGGGCGCGUAUCUUACUAUACAUGUACGAAUCUGCGUGGACAGGCUCUCUUAAAGUGAAGCAGUUUAUGGGUGCUAUCGCGAUGACGCUAUUGAAUGGACUAAGAAGUAAAAGAGAGGGUGUAGAACGACGUCCCAUCGUUUUUAUCGGCCAUAGUAUGGGUGGCCUGGUAAUUGCGAAAGCAAUCACAAUCGCAGAUUCCCGCCGGGACAAGUUCCGAGUUAUGUUUGAAGCUAUCGCGGCAGCUAUCUUUUUCGGCACGCCUUUCAACGGAGCGCCUGUUGCUUCAGCAGCUGCCAUGUAUGCGUACUUCGCCGAGAAGGCGGGUACUGCUACAUCUUCAAAACUAUUAGACUUAAUGAAGCCUGGCGACGAGGGACUUCGUGAGUUGAAGCACGAAUUUAUGCGACUUGUUGGGAAGUUGAACCCUAAGAUUGAGUUAAUGUGCUUCUACGAGGAGCAGGAUACCGACUUUUCCAAAAUGGCCGGUUUACCUAGUCUCUUCGGCUUGAGCAAAUCAUUAAUCCCAAAAUCAUACGCCGAGUUUGUCAGCCGUGACUCUGCGACACUCCCAGGUGUUGAGGAGCAAGGAUUAGCACGCAACCACCGCGGUCUCGUUAAGUUCCACGGCCCAAAAGAUGAUGCAUGGAAUCAAUUCGUCAAAGAUCCGAUAAAGAGAAUCAUUCACGGUGCUCAACUCGCAGUCAAGAACCGUCUCAACUCCGUCCGUGACAUUGAUCGGGCAAUGAUCAACGGCAUUAUGGAGUCUUUAGACAGCGUGCAGGUUUAUAAAAAGCGCAAGGCUCUAGCGCAAACAUUUGCACUAUCAUCCUGGAUUACGAAGGAAGCAGAGUACAAAGAAUGGUUAUAUGACCCCGAAGGAGGUGAUGAGUCUCCCACAAUUCGUUCUGCCGAUUGUUUAUGGAUCAGAGGUCCUGAGGGAAGAGGUAAAACUAGUGCAUCCUUGGCCGCUAUCGACGAGAUCGACAGAAUCAAGGAAAAAGAUACUGGUAGAGGACCAAUCCUACUUGCAUAUUUCUUUUGCGACCCGACGACAGAUUAUUCGACGGCCGAAGAUGUCCUCAGAAGUCUUGUCACGCAGUUGAUUGACCAACAAGAGGCUCUUGCUUCCUAUGCUAAGCUUUUUGCCAAGAAAAAAGGCGAGGGUAAUAAGGCGCAAGCUCAGGUUACUGUUGAGAAUCUGUGGCAGACCAUUCAGGACAUGCUUACAGACGAAUACAUCGGCAGUAAGGUUAUCUUCGUUUUAAACAACUUACAUGUCCUUCCCGAAGAUUCAGAUUCUACCAUCAAGUUGAUGAGGUAUUUGAAUGCCGAACUCCAAAACAUAAACACCAACAACGUCGACACGAAACGAGUGCCAACAAGGUGGAUGAUCACAAGCCGAGAAGCCCACAAUAUCGGAGAGGCGCUCAAGAUAGACGGUGUUCGUCUCGUCGACCUCGAGGAUGAGAAGUAUGGAGACCAAGUCCAAAUGGCGCUACGAAAACGUGCCAAGGAACAAGUCACAUCGCUUGAAAAGGAAAAGAAAUACAACAAGGCACUGUCGUAUUUCGCAAGCAGUCUUAUCGGAAAACGCGCGCAAAAUACGCAAUGGAUCGAUAUUACAUGCGUCCAACUUCAGGAGCUUCCGCAAUCAGAGAGCGAUCUUAAAGUGCGUCGCGUACUUGAGAAGAUGCCCCAAGAUCUAACGACACUUUUGAACAAUGCAUGGAUCCAAAUAUUCAAAGCCAAUGAAGCAGAUGUCGAGAAAAUCAAGGAAAUGUUGCGCGCUCUCGUCCUUACCUACGAAGAUCCCACCGAGGCGGAAUUGGGCAUCCUUGCUGGUCUCUGCUCCACCGAAGAGGAAAAAGCCGAUCUGCGGAGGUUCGUGGAAAUGUGCAAGCCACUUCUGGUUAUUAGGAAACCAAGCAAUACGAUCAGUUUCAUGAAUGUUGUGGUCAAGAACCAUCUCCUUGAGAACGCCAAACAACUUCUCGGCAUUUCAAACGAGGAGAAGAAAUGGCAACAUGGUGUUCUCGCACUCAGAUCGUUUUCGCAUGUCAACGAGAGCUUCAACUUUCCUAAGGCCGAACCCGAGGAAGAGAAGAAGGAAGAUGACGAAGGGUCCGAGCACAGCGAAAACGAAGAUGAGGACGGUGAGGAUAACCAAACCACCGUGUCUGAUGAAGAUUCCGAGGAAGAAAGUGGGAGCGAAUGGGAUAGUGACGAUGAUGACGACAGCGAAGAACAAGACGAAGAUCCUGAAGCUGAGAUACUCCGCGACCGUGCUAUGCCGUACACAGUCAAGUACUGGCUUCGCCACGCCAGUAAGGCUACGCGGGAGAUUGCUGAAGACUUGAGUCUAGAGGAUGAAUUCUGGAAACCCGAUUCAAUUAUACGACAUCGCUGGCUCGUGGAAUAUUGUCGCAUGACUAAUACUUUCGAGGGGUUCGAGUACAAGACGUUAAACGGAUUACACAUUGCUGCCUCCGUCGGUUUUAGAGAACUCGUCGCGGCGCUGAUUCGAAACGGCUACGAGGAACAGAUCAAGAUACGUGAUUCCUUGAUAAAUACACCGUUGCAUUUCGCUGCCUACUUCGGACGCCCCAAGAUCGUUGAAGUGCUCCUCGAUAAAGGUGCUGUAAUUGACGAUGCCGAGGAAAUCCAAGAACAGACACCCCUACACAUGGCUGCUUUCGGAGGUCACGUCGAGGUUAUGAAAAAGCUACUCUUAAGAGGAGCGAACGCUAACGCCACGGCUAAUGAGAUUGGUCCCGUAGUGAAUGCCGCUAUCUCGUCAGGCAACCGAGCGUGUGUCGAAUUGCUUGUCGAACACGGCGUUGCGUUAACCUUAGACCGCGAUGAUAUCGAUGCGCCCUUAGCCCUAGCCGCGUUACUAUCCGACAUUUCUAUGUUCGAGUACCUGAUUGAAAAAUAUGCCGACAAGUUACCACCUGAGGAGUACAGCAAAGCUUUCGUCAAAUCUGCGGAGGCAGGGCGAAUUGAGGUCUUCAAUAAAUUACUCGAAUUUGAGCACAGCCAAGAAUACUUCCAGAAAGCGCUUAAAGCAGCAGCUGAGGAGGGUAAUUGGGAUAUCGGCGUGAUUCUUCUAGAGAAGCGUGCCGGGCUCAAUUGCGACGAUAUCUUCUACAAAGCCGCAACAGGCACCGAAAUUCAAGAUAAUCUUCUCGAGGUGAUCUGGAAAUACACGGAUGGAUCGAUUAGCAGGGAAACCCUCGACAAAUCCCUCUACGACGCUACCGAUCGCGAAAAGGAAUCCACUGUUAAGAUACUUCUAGAGAAAUUCGGAGCGAAUCCCAAUGCUACCGGAGAUGAGUACGGAAAUGCUCUCACAGCUGCUGCUUACGACGGCACGAUGGAAAUUAUCCAAAUACUUCUUGAGGCUGGUGCCGACGUAAACGCACCUGAGGGAUGGGCGAUCCAGACAGCUGCCAGCGAAGGUCAUUAUGACGUUGUUGAGGAAUUAUUGAAGCGUGGUGCUGAUGUGAACGCUUUCACUGAUAACGACAAUUUCAAGCCAGGCACUGCUCUCCAAGGUGCAUGUGAAGCGGGCAAGGCUGAUAUAGUCACGCUACUCCUCGAACACGGUGCGAACCCCAACCUCGGUGGAGGUCCCGACGCUCCUCCAAUUCUUGCGGCCGCGAUGCGCUCUGAAGCGGAUAUACUCGAACAAUUGGUCAAGGCAAAAGCAGAUCUAGAUGUAAAUGGUGGACGGGAAUCAUCAACUACGCCGCUCAUUAGUGCCUCCGCUUACCUGCCAACUCCAUCGCUGGAAUUACUCCUGAACGCUGGCGCCAAUAUCAAUCUCCCGGACCACGAUGGAGAUACACCUCUUAUUGUGGCUGCCGGAAGAGGCGAUUCAGAGGUCGUGACCUUCUUACUCGAUAAAGGAGCAGACAUCACGCACUCGAAUCAAAAUGGCCUAAAUGCCCUGCAAGCGGCGCUUGGGAGUGAUAACGACGAGAAUUCGGAAGUGAUCACCGUUCUAGUCAAUCGAGUCUCCGUGCUAUUGGAAUCGCUCAAGACUGCUAUGGACUCUGGUAACUAUGCAGUCACUAGUGUUGUUCGCGAGGCAUUCAGCAAGCAGCAAGCGCUUAGCUACGAUGACGAGCCAACAACCCCAAGAUUCGAAGAAAGAGCUGACACCCCAUCCCACCAUUCCGCAGAGGGACAGGAUAGCGAGGACCACGACGAGACCGAAAGUUCUCCUGAUGAUGACGAUAAAUCCGACUCCGAGUCCCAUACGACUGAAAACAGCAUCCACGGGGCUGAUACCGACGACCACGAACACUCUUCCUUAGGCCAUAUGUCCGAACAGCUGAAGUCGGCCUUAGCUAAUCAAGCAGCAAUGUGGAAUGGGAUUACGAGCAAAGUCACAUCGACAAUAUCCACCGAACCCGAACGCUCGUCCUAUCAAUCCAGCAGUUAUUCCGAUAUCCAAGCUUCUCAUCACACGGAAGUCGCGCAAUGGCCCCAGGAGGCAAUACAAAACCCAUCCCCUCCCGUAUCACAGCCUGUCGAGCUACCUACCCAAGGAUACAUCAAAAGGAAACCAGCUCCAAGUCCUUCCUAUAGUAACCAAGCUCGCUACAGCCAAACGCCAUCUCCAAAGCCAUCAGAAUCAUCCAACGGACGUUUCCAAGCGCCGCCAGCCCCCGAGCAGACAAUAGCAGCAUACCGACCAGACCAAAAUGCCGCGCCACAACAACCUCAAGGAUAUCAAAAUCCGCAAUACCAAGGUCUCCAAAGUCAGGCCACAUCCUCUCAAUCUUUCGAAGCCUACCAGAAAACACAUUCGUAUUCGCAAAGCCAGUCAUCACUAUCAACAACACAAUAUCAAAGCUCGUCUCAGUAUCAGAGUAGCAGUUCGUUAUAUGACGGCUCGAAUUAUAGUGGUACGACUCAAUACCAGCAGCCAGCAAACCAGCAACCUACUCAACAACAGCAACAGUCGUACACGCCAUAUAACCCAGACGCAUACAGUCAAUCCCAGAAGCAACAACAGCAGCAGCAGCCAAACACCGUGCAAGCGUAUCAGGGCCAAGCAUAUCAGCCGCAAGACUGGCAACAGCAUCAGGGGUAUUAUGGUAGCCCUUCCGGACAGCAACAUGCUGAUAACAUGUACGGAGGGUCCGAAUGGGAUCAGCCACGACCAGAGCUUAAGCCACAGAGGUCGUCUUUCUUUACUGGUGGGGUGAAGAAUACCUUCGACAAGGCGAAGAUUAUGGGGAAUGGCAUGUUCAACAGAAAAUAGGCCAUCAAUCAAUGAUUUAAAUAAGGAUAGCAAGCGCUUGGAGUUUUGGUAAUGGAAAAUAAUGUGUACAAUAUUCAUUUGGGGGGAGGGGGGAUUGAUAGGAAUUGGCAUGUAUGAAAUCCCCUCGAUAAAUCUUGAAUUUAGGAAAAUAAAUCAGAUGGUUAACAAUA
This is a messenger RNA of Hypoxylon trugodes, 6184 nucleotides long. RefSeq lists its product as uncharacterized. The record is from RefSeq and is a predicted model, not a curated record. Lineage: Eukaryota; Fungi; Ascomycota; Sordariomycetes; Xylariales; Hypoxylaceae. The transcript is spliced from 7 exons. Bases 501 to 6014 code for a protein of 1837 amino acids. Gene Ontology annotation, molecular function: protein binding.